Messenger RNA from Torulaspora globosa, 2202 nucleotides. RefSeq names its product dolichyl-phosphate-mannose-protein mannosyltransferase PMT6 (gene PMT6). The record is from RefSeq and is a predicted model, not a curated record. NCBI's taxonomy places the organism in Eukaryota, Fungi, Ascomycota, Saccharomycetes, Saccharomycetales, Saccharomycetaceae. Gene Ontology annotation, molecular function: dolichyl-phosphate-mannose-protein mannosyltransferase activity. The transcript has a single exon. Gene Ontology annotation, cellular component: endoplasmic reticulum; membrane. The coding region runs from base 1 to 2202 and encodes 733 amino acids. Gene Ontology annotation, biological process: protein O-linked glycosylation via mannose.
AUGUCAGCAUCACCUAAACCCAAAGGAUCAAGCUUACAAGACGUCUCGGAAAAGGGUACCGCUUCUCCAACGGGAGAAAGUUCAGAUAUCAGGACUACCAUUCGGCACUGUCUUUCUGUCCUGGUCCCUCUAGCAUUGACUUCAUUAUCCUUCUAUGUAAGACUGCACAACAUCGAGAAGAACCAGUACGUUGUUUGGGAUGAAGCUCACUUUGGCAAGUUUGGGUCCUAUUACAUCAAGCAUGAGUUUUAUCACGAUGUUCAUCCACCAUUGGGAAAGAUGCUGAUUGCUUUAACGGAAUGGCUUGCUGGAUUUGAUGGCAAUUUUGGGUUUGAUUCAAACACUGCCUACCCCGAUAAUGUCAAUUAUAAAAGAAUUCGUCAGUACAAUGCCAUCUUCGGUGCUUUAUGUACGCCUGUGGCAUAUUAUUCCGCCAAGAAUAUGGGAUUUGGAGCAUUGACGGUAUUUCUUAUAACCUUGAUGGUAACUUUGGAGCAUUCCUUCAUUGUGCUAUCAAAGUUCAUCCUUUUGGAUUCAAUGCUUCUGUUCUUCACCAUGCUCGCAUUUUACUGCAUGGUUAAGCUCUACAACUUUCGAGACAAACCUUUUACUAGACCUUGGUCUUGGUGGAUGCUCUUAACCGGAGUCUCUAUCGGAUGCGUCUGCUCAGUCAAAUGGGUGGGACUAUUUAUAACAUUGGUUAUUGGACUAUACACGGUCAUGGAACUUUUCUCAUUUCACAGCAAUGCUUCCAUUAGCAAAAAGAUGCUUUUCAAACACUGGAUUAUUAGGGUGAUUAACUUAAUCUUGAUUCCAUUUUUGAUAUAUCUCUUCUGCUUCAGGGUUCAUUUCGCCAUUCUUUAUAAAUCUGGGACAGGCGAUGCAUCUACUAACACAUUGUUUCAGAUCAAUCUGCAGAAUAAUAAGAUUGAAAAUAGUCCACGCGAUGUUGUGUAUGGAUCCGAGGUCACCAUUAGAUCUCAUGGACUCAGCCCGAACUUGCUACAUUCUCACGUACAGACAUAUCCCGAAGGCUCUAAUCAAAAACAAGUGACAGGUUAUGGCUUUGCUGAUGGUAAUAACGUCUGGCAGAUCCGUUUUUCAAGAGGUUCGGGCCUUCAAUCGGAUUUUAACGACACACUUGACGACAUGCUUCGACCUGUGAAAGAUGGCGAUGAAAUCAGGUUAGUGCAUAAAAGUACAGGAACAAAUCUUCAUUCACAUGAAGUUCCUUCCCAUGUUUCUCGAGGUAACUUUGAGGUUUCUGGCUAUGGUUCGGAAACUGUUGGCGAUGACAAGGAUGAUUGGAUUAUUGAGUUUGUUGAACAAUUGGAUUCGUCCAAUCCUGAUUUUCCAAAAGAAGAUCAUACCAAUCUACACCCGGUGUCCACUUUUUUCAGGCUGAGACAUAAGGUGCUGGGUUGUUACUUGACCUCGACCGGCUUAUCCUACCCUGCAUGGGGCUUUAAGCAAGCUGAAAUUGUAUGCAAAGAGUCAUGGAGCAGAAGAGACAAAUCAACUUGGUGGAACGUAGAGGAACACUGGAAUGAACAUCUGGAAAGCUCCCCUGACUAUGUUCCUCCAAAGUCCAAGUUUUGGACAGACUUUGUCCUAAUUAAUUUUGCCAUGGCAUCUUCCAAUAAUGCACUGAUUCCAGAUGAAGACAAAUACGACAACCUGGCCACAAAAGCAUGGGAAUGGCCUACCUUGCAUACUGGACUCCGCAUGUGCAGCUGGUCGAGGGAUGUUUAUCGUUACUACCUGAUCGGUUCGCCUUUUAAUACAUGGCUUUCGACAGCAUCCUUAUUUGCUUUUAUCUUCCUCAUGGUCAAGUUGGCCUUUCAAUGGAGAAGACAAGCAAUCGAAAUCUCGGAACAACAGUUCUGGGAUCUAAUGAUAAAGGGGGGUUUCCCUUUUGUCUCCUGGAUAGCUCAUUAUUUGCCUUUCGUAACGAUGGGAAGAGUCACGUAUGUUCAUCAUUACGUCCCAGCAUUAUACUUUGCUAUUUUGGUCUUCGGUUUCACAAUUGAUUAUGUUUCGCAAGGUUUGAGGACGCCGGUACGGUAUGCUAUCUAUACCCUGCUCUUUGCUGGCUGUACUUACACCUACAUCUACUUUUCUCCUCUAUGUCAGGGCAUGCAUGGACCUGGUGUUGUGUACUCGAAGCUACAGCUGCUGCCCACCUGGGAUAUUGUUAUAUAA